AUGUCUCUUCGUAAAUGUGUUAAAUGUACGCAAGUUGUUCCUGCUAAAGAGGCUAUACAUUGCAGUCGUUGUGAAUGUAUCACACAUGUCAAAUGCAUCAAUGACAGCACAAAGUUUUCUGAAAAUAUUAAAGAUUUUUUAAAGAUUUGUAGUGGCCUGAAAUGGUUUUGUGAAAGUUGUUUAGAUCAGCUAUNUGAUAUGAAUUCGUUGUUAAAAUCAAUUAAUAUCAGUAGAUAUGAAAUGUUAGCAAAAUUGGAUGUAAAUAAAGACGAAAUCUUGUCGAAAAUAGAUAAACUGGACGAAAUGAACAUGAUGGUUAAAUCAGAAAUUGAAAACAUAAAAUCAAUAAUAAACUCGAAUGAAAACAAGUAUAGUCAGGUUAACCGCUCUGACGACGGUCUUCGCAGUGAAAUCGAUAAUGAUGUAACUGAAAAAAAUAUUCUUAAGAUAACACGACUUGGUAAGAAGGAUGAAAAUAAAAUCAGACCUUUGUUGGUAAAACUUGAAAAUAUUGGGAUCAAAAAUUUAAUAAUGAAAAACGUGUAUAAAAUAAAAUCACUGGCUGAAGAAUAUGCAGGCAUUGGACUAAGCGAUGACUUAACAAAAGAACAAAGACAGGAAUACAAGAUGCUGGUUGAAAAAGCUAAGAAAUUGGAAUCUGAUGAUAAACGAGGUUUUUUAUUCCGGAUUGAUCUGCCUACUUUUGACACGUUCGAAGUUGUCGCUCUCAAAUUUGUUAUAAUAUAA
Helobdella robusta is the source of this 747-nucleotide messenger RNA. RefSeq lists its product as hypothetical. The record is from RefSeq and is a predicted model, not a curated record. The coding region runs from base 1 to 747 and encodes 248 amino acids. NCBI's taxonomy places the organism in Eukaryota, Metazoa, Annelida, Clitellata, Rhynchobdellida, Glossiphoniidae. The transcript is spliced from 3 exons.